AUGCCACAGGAUUCCGACUCGGAUACGAUCCGUAUCUUGGUUUCAACGGAUAACCAUGUCGGAUUUGAGGAGCGAGACCCUAUCCGCAAGGAUGACAGUUGGCGCACAUUCGAUGAAAUCAUGCAGCUCGCCCGCACUCGCGAUGUCGACAUGGUUCUCCUCGGCGGUGACCUGUUUCACGACAACAAGCCGUCACGCAAGUCCAUGUACCAAGUCAUGCGUUCUCUUCGGAAGAACUGUCUUGGAAUGAAACCCUGCGAGCUCGAAUUCCUGAGCGACGCCGCCGAGGUGUUCGAGGGAGCGUUUCCCCAUGUCAACUACCAGGACCCCGACAUUAACAUAUCCACGCCUGUUUUUUCCAUCCAUGGAAACCAUGACGAUCCAAGCGGCGACGGCCACUAUUGCUCGCUUGACCUCCUCCAGGUAGCAGGAUUGGUCAACUACUUUGGGCGCGUUCCCGAGGCAGACAAUAUUCAGGUCAAACCUAUCCUCCUCCAAAAAGGGAAAACGAAGCUGGCCCUCUACGGGCUAAGCAACGUACGCGACGAGCGCAUGCACCGCACAUUUAGGGAUAACAAGGUCAAGUUUUACCGACCGGGCCAGCAGAAAAACGAUUUCUUCAACCUCUUGGCGGUCCACCAGAACCACUACGCACAUACGCCAACCAGCUAUCUUCCCGAGAACAUGCUGCCAGAUUUCUUGGACCUCGUGUUAUGGGGCCACGAACAUGAAUGUCUCAUUGACCCCCAGCGGAAUUCAGAGACCGGCUUCCAUGUCAUGCAACCUGGCUCGUCGGUGGCGACAUCCCUUGUGCCCGGGGAGGCCGUGACCAAACAGGUCGCAAUUCUCAGCAUAACUGGCAAGUCAUUCGAGGUGGACAAGAUUCCAUUGAAGACUGUUCGACCAUUCGUCACCCAAGAAAUCACGCUAGCAAAUGAUAAGCGUUUCAAGGGACUGGAAAAGAAACAAGAUAAUCGUCAAGACAUCACAAAACGGCUCAUGCUCAUUGUGGAUGAGAUGAUCGAGGAGGCCAACGCUAAAUGGCGGUCCAUCCACCACGAAGGCGAGGUUCAAGAGGACGAAGAUGAGGGACAGCCAUUGCCCCUAAUUCGACUCAAGGUGGAAUAUACGGCCCCGGAAGGAUCGAAAUACGAGGUCGAGAAUCCGCAGCGGUUCUCCAACAGAAAAUGGGAGUCUCGAGUCAGUACAAUCUCCCUUCGAGGCCGUGAGACAAAAGUGCUGACACUACUGCCUCCAGGGAAAGCCAAGGGUGGAAAUACACUUUCGAGCGGCGUGACAGAAGCUCUCGAAUCCGUAGACACCAUCAAAGUCGACACGCUAGUGCAGGAAUUCUUUGCCCAACAAUCGCUCAAGAUCCUCCCACAAGCACCGUUUGGGGACGCCGUCAACCAGUUCGUCAGCAAGGACGACAAGCACGCGGUUGAAAUGUUUGUUAUAGAUUCACUCUCAUCUCAAGUCAAGGGCUUGCUGCAGCUCGACGACGACAGGAUCACCGAAGGCCUUGACGCUCAUAUCGACGAUUUUCGAAAGGUUAUGGAGAAAAGCUUCGUUUCGGGACGGCGGAAACAGGCCCAGCGCAAGAAGCGGUUCAAGGAGAAGCCUGACGGUUGGGAUUCCGACUUGGACGGUCACUGGACAGCGCAACCAGGGGCUAUUGAGGAAGUGCCAGCGUCCCCAGAACCAGUCAACGAACGCAGACGCACACGAGGCGCUGCGUUUAGCGAUGACGACGAAGAGCUACCGGACGAUGAGCCUCCCACGAUGAAAGCACCAGUCAAACGGGUGACAGCAAAAGCAACAAAAUCCACGAAGAAGACGGUCCCAGCCAAGAAGGCAGCGCCAGCCAAGAAGGCGGCCGCUCCGAGGAAGGCUCCGGCACGGGGUCGGAAGAAAGCGAAUCCGUUCCAAGACAGUGAAGAGGAGGAGGAGGAGGUGGUGGAAGAGGAAGAUGUCAUUAUGGAAGAUGAUGUGGAACCAGAACCACCUACAAAAACAGCGGCGAGAUCUACUCGAAGCCGUGGUAGUGCUGCCAGACCCCGGCAAACGACCCUCAAUUUCUCACAAACCCAAAAGCCCAAGACGCUGCAGAAGCCCGUUGAAAUCAGCGACGACGAAAUUUCAGAGGAUGACGCCUUCGAGUCAAUGCCGGCCACACGAACCCGGCGAAGGUAA
Messenger RNA from Chaetomium globosum CBS 148.51, 2193 nucleotides. RefSeq lists its product as uncharacterized. The transcript has 3 exons. Gene Ontology annotation, biological process: mitotic intra-S DNA damage checkpoint signaling; mitochondrial double-strand break repair via homologous recombination; mitotic G2 DNA damage checkpoint signaling. The record is from RefSeq and is a predicted model, not a curated record. Gene Ontology annotation, cellular component: Mre11 complex; nucleus. NCBI's taxonomy places the organism in Eukaryota, Fungi, Ascomycota, Sordariomycetes, Sordariales, Chaetomiaceae. Bases 1 to 2193 code for a protein of 730 amino acids. Gene Ontology annotation, molecular function: DNA endonuclease activity; 3'-5'-DNA exonuclease activity; manganese ion binding.